This is a messenger RNA of Zea mays, 2990 nucleotides long. RefSeq names its product protein NETWORKED 2D. The coding region runs from base 120 to 2897 and encodes 925 amino acids. The record is from RefSeq and is a predicted model, not a curated record. NCBI's taxonomy places the organism in Eukaryota, Viridiplantae, Streptophyta, Magnoliopsida, Poales, Poaceae. Gene Ontology annotation, molecular function: actin binding. The transcript is spliced from 2 exons.
UUUCUUGCUCGAGCCUCUCUCUAUUCUUUCGCAUGGUAAUUGUUAUGCCAAGAAAAGAUUAAUGCCGCUAGAUUGGAUCUUGGACAAGGUGAAGGAGGAGGAGGAAGAGACAGGAAAGGAUGCUGCAGCGGGCAGCGAGCAAUGCAUAUUCAUGGUGGUGGGCAAGCCACAUCCGCACCAAACAGUCAAAAUGGCUCGACAACCACCUCCAAGAUAUGGAACACAGGGUCAAGUGCAUGCUCUUGCUCCUUGGGGAGGAGGCCGAUUCCUUCUCAAAGAGGGCAGAGAUGUACUACAAGAGGCGACCUGAGGUGAUCACUCAGGUGGAAGAGGUAUACCGGGCAUACAAGGCUCUGGCUGACCGGUAUGACAUCAUGUCAGGGGAGCUACACAAAGCAAAUCACACCAUUGCCACAGCCUUUCCUGACCAGGUCCAGUAUGCAAUGCUGGAAGAGGAGGAUGAUAACAUCCCAAAGGCGUUCACCCCAGUCGACCCACGCAAAAUCCACAAGUCAACUGUUGAUGGAUUGAUGAUGAAGAAGAAGAAGAAAGGAGAGCAUCCUGGGUCCAUGGUUGGAGGAGCAACCUCAGCUCCAGUCAACAAGGAGAAUGCACGGGAAGAGAUCAGCAGGCUACAGAAAGCUAUAUUGGCCAUGCAGACUGAGAAAGAGUUUAUCAAAAGCUCCUAUGAGAGCGGCAUUGCAAAGUACUGGGAUCUCGAGAAGGAAAUCCAUGACAUGCAGGAGCAAGUUUGUCACUUCCAAGAUAAGUUUGAUGAAAGCGCGGUGAUUGAAGAUGAUGAAGCCAGAGCCUUGAUGACAGCGACUGCCCUCAAGUCCUGCGAAGACACCAUUGUCAAACUGCAAGAACAGCGGAAGGCAUCUGCGGAGCAGGCAGUGGGAGAAUCGGAAAGAGUCAAGGUUUUCAGAGAGAAGCUCAAGGCUAUAAUGAACAAACACGGCAAAUCUCUACCGGUCUCUCUGGACCUUUCAGAGAAGAACACCACUCGGAAGAGCCAUGGCGCAGGAAUGGAGAAUGUGUGCUAUGUCAAACAAUGUGCAAUAGACGCGGAGUCUAUCAUUGACAAGAUCAAGGAACACUUCGAGUCUGACUGCAACAUCUCCAUGGCAGAAGUUACAGAGAGGAUCGAUGAAAUUGUCAACAUGGUCGUUGACUUGGACCUCAUGGUUUCAGCACAAACCUCCCAGAUCGAUCGACUUCGCCAGGAAAACAAUGAGCUGGAGGAUUCCCUGCAAGGCCUGGAGGACGAGAAUACUACCGAGCUGCCCAGCACUGGAUCAAAUGAAUUGAUCGAGAAGCUUAGGCAAGCAGAAGAGGAGCUUGUCAGGGCUCAGGCUCUCGAAAGCUCCUUCCACAAAGAUGAAAGCACAAUCCGUUCCAACUUCUUAGAAGCAAUAAGCAGACUCCAUGAGAUAUCAGAGCUGUUGCUAUCGCCGGUCUGUGAUUCCGCAUCUGCCGCACGCACGUCCCAAGAAAUUGAGUCUUUAGGGCCGUCGUCAUCAAAUGAGUGCUGUGACAUGGAGAAGGUGGUGGAUGAUCCUAACGAUGCACUUGUGGCAGACAGCGAUGAGUCGUCGUCAGGUAGCACUAAGCUUAUUAGUGAGCAACAGUUAGACGUCGGCCAGCAGGACAGAAUUUCACGUGAGAGGGGUUCAUUGGUACGGCUUCGUCACAUUUCUUCAGGUAACCUUGGUGGAGGUUGCGAUGGACAGGAAGGCCUGUCGUCUUCUGCCGUGACUGACAUGAUGAAGCUGCAGGAGAGGCUCACAGAUAGUCUAGACGAUAAGGAGAAGGUCCUCUUAGGUGAGUACACUUCACUCCUUGAGGACUACAAGGACGCCAAGAGGAAGCUUGUAGAGAUGGAGAAAAAGAACCAGGACUGCCUGAAUGAGAUCCGGACACUGCGUGAAGGAAUCAUCAAAAGCAGCUCUGCAGCAGCAGGGGAAGGAGGCAGCGAGGGUUCGUGCAAGAGGAGCUUCUCUCGCCGGGGUCACAGGAGGACCCCAAGCUACUCGUCUAUCCAUCAGAGGAGACCAAGCGUUUCUUCCAUUUCAAGGCUGAUAAGGAUGGGCUCGGCCAUCCAAGAAGGUGCAGCAGGGAGCGGCAAGCAAAGUGACCUACUGGACGACCUGAGGCUGCCGGCUAUCGCGGAGGCAGAGAAUGCCUCGCCUCUGGAAGAGAAGUUCAGAAGGGACAUCGACACGCUCUUGGAUGAGAAUCUCGAGUUCUGGAUGAAGUUCAGCUCGUCGCUGCAGCGGGUGCAGGAGUUCCAGAACAAGCACGACGGCCUGCAGCGGAAGCUGCAGCUGAUAAACGACCAAGACGGCAAGCAGGACGGGUCCACGGAGAAGCAGCUGAGGGCGUUCAAGACGGAGCUGCAGGUGUGGUCGGAGCAGAACGCGAUGCUGCGAGGGGAGCUGCAGUGCAGGUUCACGUCGCUGUGCGACAUACAGGAUGAGAUCACGGCGGCGCUCGACACGGAGGCCGAGGAGGAGGCUCACUUCACGUCGUACCAGGCCGCCAAGUUCCAGGGAGAGGUCCUCAACAUGCAGCAGGAGAACAUCAGGGUGUCAGACGAGCUGCAGGCGGGGCUGGACCACAUCAAGGGUCUCCAUGCGGAGGUGGAGAAGGCGCUGGCCAAGCUGCACAAGAGCGUCAACCUGCCGCCGCAGCAAGCAGGAGCCGACAAGGAGGAGGAGGAGGAGGACGACAGCUCGUCUGGCCAUGGCGGCGGCGGCGGCAGCAAGUCCAAGGUGCCGUUGCAGUCGUUCCUCUUCCCGGCCAAACCUAAGAAGACGUCUCUGCUGGCCCGUGUCACGCCAGUGCUCCCGAAGCAGUCGGUGGACAUGAAGUUUCUUGCCAAGUUGCCAAGGUAGCAAGCAUGCUCUGUUAGAUACCAUACAUCUUUUGUGUUGAGUCAGACCAGAUGCUAAGAAAUGUAAUUCCCGAGUACGAGACAAUUGAGCUUU